Molecule: messenger RNA, 3728 nt
Organism: Pseudopipra pipra
Lineage: Eukaryota; Metazoa; Chordata; Aves; Passeriformes; Pipridae
Cellular component (GO): nucleus
Source: RefSeq, a predicted model, not a curated record
AUGAAGCACCAAGUGCUGGGAGCCGCAUCCCCAGCCAGGAAGCAUCAGGGACAUCCCGCAGGCGAAACCGCUCCCGCCGGCAACGUCAGACCCCAGAUCCAGCCGGCCGGUCCAGAAGUCCCCUUGACAGGAACUGCACGCCACCACCGAGUGCUGGGAGGUGAAACUCAAGGGAGACAGCAGCCAGGACUUCCCAAAGGCAACAGCACUCCCGCUAGCAGCGUCGGACACGGAACUCAUCCACCAGAUCCAGAAGUCCCCACGACAGGAGCCGUGUUAGAGCACCCAGUACUGCCAGGCGCACUCACCGGUGGGACGGUGAGACACGGACCCACCGCUGAGACAUCCCACGUCAGACAGGGAGGAGGAGGCCCGGAAGGGAGAGAGCCAGCAUGCCUGCUGUGUCGGAGAUCAGAGGCUGACCCGGACAUCUGCGGGGAAAAUCUCCAGAUAAAUGGGCUCUGUGCCCACGAGUUCUGCCUGGUUUUUGCCAGCCACCUUCAUCUGCACAAUGAUGAUCAAGUAGGAUUCCAGGGCUUUCUCCCAAGGGAUAUUCUAGAUGUAGUCUCCCGGGAAGCACAGAAGAGCUGCUGCAUCUGUGGCCAGAGCGGGGCCACCAUACCCCAAAUUCAUCCAGCAGAUCCUGAAGUCACCGUGACAGGAGCCGUGUUAGAGCACCCAGUGCUGGGAGCUCCACUCACCAGUGGGACGGUGAGACAGGGACCCACCGCUGACACGUCCCACGUCAGACAGGGAGGAGGAGCACCCGAAGGGAGGGAGCCAGAAUGCCUGCUGUGUCAGAGAUCAGAUGCUGACCCGGACAUAUGUGGAGAUAAAAUCCAGAAACAUGGGAUCUGUGCCCACGUGUUCUGCCUGUAUUUUGCCAGCAUCCUUGAUCAGCAAGAGAAUGAACGAGUAGGACUUCAGGGCUUUCUCCCAAGGGAUAUCCUACAUGCAGUCAACCGAGCGGCACAGACGAGCUGCUGCAUCUGUGGCCAGAGUGGAGCCACCAUCUCCUGCUGUGAAACAGACUGUGACCUGAGCUUUCACCUGCCCUGUGCCAAGCAGGGAGGCUGUGUCACCCAGUUCAUUACACCGUACAGCUCCUACUGCCCCGCACACAGCCCACAGCAGGCAGUGGAGGCGACUCCAGAGCCGGGCACCGAAUGCCUCAUCUGCAUGGAGCCUGUGGAGGACAGAAAGACCUUUAACACCAUGGUGUGCCCAGCCUGUAAAACCACCUGGUUCCACAGGGACUGCAUUCAAGUAGGAGUGUUCCCUAACCCGAGGGACACAGCAGGGGCUCAGCAGCACCAGGGCUCACUCUCACUACUUGUGUUUGUCCUGCAGGGACAGGCUCUGCGCUCUGGAUUUUACUCCUUCCAGUGCCCCAUCUGCAGAAACAGGCCGGCAUUUCUCGGGGAGAUGUUCACCAUGGGGAUCCGAAUCCCCUUCAGACCACCAACAUGGGAGGAGAAUGAUGCGUUCGCCGAGCUGUUAGACAGACACAGGCGCUGUGAUGCCAGUGAGUGCUUUUAUCCAAGAGGCAGGCAGGAGGCAGAGGAACAGGGGCCCUGGGAACUGCUCCUGUGCUCCUCCUGUGCUGCCGAGGGCACUCACAGAUACUGCUCUAGUGUGCGGAACACCAUAACCGGCUGGGAAUGUGACAACUGUGCUCGCCAGAGCAGCCGCAGACGCCGUGGCACGACAGUCUGCAUGGACAACUGUGAUUGUGACAGCUGUGCUGAGAACUUCACAUCCUCCAGUGAAUUCUCAAUCCUUGCUAGACUCAUGGAGGAGUCUCCUGCUGUGUCAACAGAAGACGAGACCAUCAACCCCAGCACCAGCCAACAGGCAGCAUCAGAGCAGUCUCUGGAAUCUCCCUCAGAGGAGACGAGCAGCCCCAGCCUCUAUAGUCGGGUAACAUCAAGGCCAUUCCACAGCAACAUCCCAGAAACUGAGGACAGCAGCUGCUCUCGCAGUCGGAGGCCUGACCGCCGGCAAAACCGCACCCGCCGGCAAAGUCGGCCCCAAAAUCCACAUCGGUCCAGAAGUCCCCUGGACAGGAGCCAUGUGCCGGAACCAACUGCUGCGAGGUGCAGGCCCAGGGAGAGACAAUCAGGGCCAUCCUGCAGGCGAAGACGCUCCCGCCGGCAAAGUCGUCCCCAAAAUCCACACCUUCGGUACCCGAGUCCCUAUGACAGGAGAUGUUCACCACACCUCCGGUCCCCGAGUCCCCAUGACAGGAUUUGUUUGCCACCACCACCGAGUCCUCGGAGGCGCAGCCGCAGCGAGGAGGCUUCAGAGACAUCCAGCAACCGAAACCGCUCCCGCCAGCAACGUCGGCCCCAAAAUCCACACCUUCGGUCCAGAAGUCGACGUCACAGGAGCCAUGUGAGAACACCAAGGGAUGGGAGCUGCACCUCCACCCAGGAAGCAUCAGAGACAUCCCGCAGCCGAAACCGCUCCCGCCAGCAACGUCGGCUGCAAAAUCCACGCCUUCGGUCCAGAAGUCGCCGUGACAGGAGCCAUGUCCCAACACCAAGUACUGGGAGGCGCAGGCCCAGCCAGGAAGAAUCGGGGACAUCCCGCAGGCGAAAUAGCUCCCGCCGCCAAAGUCGGACCUCAAAUACAUCUGGCCGGUCCAGAAGUCCCCUUGACAGGAACCGCACGCCAGCACCGAGUGCUGGCAGGCGAAACUCAAGGGAGACACCUGCCAGGACUUCCCAAAGACAACAGCACUCCCGCCAGCAGCGUCGGACCUCAGAUUCAUCCAGCAGAUCCAGAAGUCGCCGUGAUGGGAGGCGUGAUAGAGCACCCAGUGCUGGGAGCCCCGCUCACCGCUCAGACGGUGAGACAGGGACUCCCCACUGAUGGGUUACAUGUCAGAGAGGAAGGAGGAGGCCCCCGAAGGGAGAGAGCCAGCAUGCCAGCUGUGUGGACGAUCAGAGGCUGACCCGGACGUGUGGAGAAAAAAUCCAGAUGAAUGGGCUCUCUUUCCACAAGUUCUGCCGGGUGAGUUGCUUCAUGUUUUGACAGGCAGUCCCUGCCACUCUCUCCUCAUCAGUGCGUGUCCUUUUUUCUACAGGUUUUGCCAGCCACCUUCCUCUGCACAAUGAUGAUCAAGUAGGAUUCCAGGGCUUUCUCCCAAGGGAUAUCCAAGAUGUAGUCUCCCGGGAAGCACAGAAGAGCUGCUGCAUCUGUGGCCAGAGCGGGGCCACCAUCUCCUGCUGGGAAACAGUCUGUGACCUGAGCUUCCACCUGCCCUGUGCCAAGCAGGGAGGCUGUUUCACCCAGUUCAUUCCACCGUACAGCUCCUACUGCCCCGCACACAGCCCAGAGCAGGCAGUGGAGGCGACUCCAGAGCCGGGCACAAACAGAGACAUCCUGCAAGCGAAACCAUUUCUGGCAGCAAUAUCAGAGCCCCAAUACACAGAGCCAGUCCAGAAGUCAUCGUGACAGGAGCCACGUGAGAUCACCAAGGGCUGGGAGGUGCAACAGCGGCCAGGAAGAAUCGAGGACAUCCCAAAGGCAAAACCAGCAACGUCAGACUCCAAAUUAAUGCAGCCAAUCUAGAAGUUGCCGUGACAGGAGCCGUGUGGCCGCCCCAAGUGCUGGGAGAUGCACCCCCAUCCAGGAAGCAUGAAGAAGAUCACAGACGUGAAACCGGUUCUGUCAGCAACUUAUCAAAUCACUUCAAUAAAUGUAUAGGACUGCUUUUUAAAAUA